AUGCUCAUCAAGACGCUCGCCGACGAGAAAUACGAGGUCGAUGUGGCCGAGACGGCGACGGUCGCCGAGGUCAAGGCCAAACUCGAGGCCAUGGAUAUCGGGGCGCCCGCAGACCGCUCCAAAAUCAUCUUUCGUGGCCGCGUGCUCGCAGACAGCGCCGAACUCUCCUCGCUCGGCAUCGCCCCAGGCGACUUUAUGGACCCGAGCCAGCUGGGCCCGCUGCUGCAGCAGCUGAGCACCGAGGCACCCGCCCUGCUCACCCUCGUGCAGGCCCACCAGGCCGACUUCCAGCAGCUCCUCACCAUGGAGAACAUCGAGGCCGCGUUCACCGAGGCGGCCGCCGCACGCAACGCCCAGUCCGCACCCCCCGUCGGCGGUGGCGGUGGCGGCGGCGGCGGCGGCGGCGGCGGCGGCGGCGGCGGCGGCGGCGGCGGCGGCGGCGGCGGCGGCGGCGGCGGCGGCACGGUGCAGAUCCAGGUGACGGCGGAGGAGGCGGCGGCGAUCGGUCGGCUGCAGCAGCUCGGCUUCUCGCGCGAUGCAGCGCUGCAGGCGUUCCUGGCAUGCGACAAGAACGAGGCGCUGGCGGCGAACCUGCUCUUUGACUCGGACUGA
Emiliania huxleyi CCMP1516 is the source of this 612-nucleotide messenger RNA. RefSeq lists its product as hypothetical. Gene Ontology annotation, molecular function: polyubiquitin modification-dependent protein binding; ubiquitin binding; damaged DNA binding. Gene Ontology annotation, biological process: proteasome-mediated ubiquitin-dependent protein catabolic process; nucleotide-excision repair. Bases 1 to 612 code for a protein of 203 amino acids. The record is from RefSeq and is a predicted model, not a curated record. Lineage: Eukaryota; Haptophyta; Isochrysidales; Noelaerhabdaceae. The transcript is spliced from 5 exons. Gene Ontology annotation, cellular component: cytosol; nucleoplasm.